ACAUCGAUUUUGCCACUGUGGUUUAAAUGCUCGACAUUUAAAUCGACCAUCAUAAUACUGUUCGAAUUUAACAAACAGACAAGGAUCAAGUGUCAUUAGCUUUGUUUUGAAAUCAAAAUAAUGUCUUGCUCUUUAUAAUUGAUUGCUCUAUACAUUAUUAUAAUCUUAUCGAUAGUCACUUCAAUUAAGGAAAACAAAUUAGUUGUGGAUCCGUGCACCUGGUGGACAUGAUGUGUUUGUUCUGGAUGUAAUUGCAACAUAAAUCCUAGCCACUCAAGAUGAAGACACAGUCAACAAUCAGUUCUAUGAAGUCGACCUCGAGCGAGGCGGUGCUCGAGUUAUUGAGGGUCAUAUCCAAGCCUCGUUUCAAACGUGAGGACCGCGAGGCGGAAUUCGUACUGCCAUGGUUAUGUAAGCGAAGCCAGCUGCUAUCAAGACUGGAUAAAUCGGUUCUCGUGGAUAUUGUUAAGAACUGCGCUCACGUUAGCACGUACCAAGAUGACGUCAUCAUACGUCAAGGAGAAAGAGGGGACAGUUACUUUGAUGACUUCAGUUUCUACAUAAUACUUCGCGGGUCUGUUUCGGUCUACAUAGAUUCGAAACUGACGGGUGAGGGUUCUGAGGAUAUAAUGGAGCGCCGGUCCGCUGCGAAUAAAAAAAGGGCCAAAAAGCCUCCAAAAGCCCCGGAGUCAGAGGAAUCUGUACUGAGCGGUAUGGAACAUGGUUCUGUUAACUCAGGUGAACUUCCGGAAGUGUCGCAAGCGGGAGGGGUGGAGGGGCGAGAGAAGGGAGCGACUGGAGCAGAGGAGCAGGAAGAGGAGGCGUCCACAUUGUUGAAGCAGCCGAUCAAGUUACUGGCACCGAUUGACAGAAACAAGUUUGGGAAAUUCAUAGUGAAAUACGGUCAAGGCGGAUCGUUCGGCGAGGUAGCUCUAGUGGAUUCGGCUAGUUUCCGCAACGCCACCGUGGUCACUGACGAAGACACUGACCUUAUGGUCAUCGAUCAGGAAUUGUUUGACCGAUCACUUAAGGCCGAACAAGAGGCAAAAUAUGCGGAGAUUCGAGAAUUCAUCGACGGACACCCGUUCUUCAAGGACAUGAGUUCGAAACUUAAGAAGCUGAUGGAGAUGAGCAUCAGGAAGGAACGGUACAUCUUCGACACAAAUAUCAUCCGUCAGGGGGAUCCUGUAGUUGGCCUGCAUUUCAUCAUAAGCGGCAGUGCAGACAUCAGCAUACAGCCAAAGAAGCACCAGUCGCAGUACCCGCAUUUAUGGCCAUUCGAAGCAGGGGUUGACCAGAUAGCUAUAGAGUUUGAACAUCUCAGGGAGGCGCGCCGAGCCGCCAUCAUGCGGAAGUAUGAGGAUCCCUCCGUUUGGGAGACGAAAUCGGAAGAGCUUGUUAUUCGGCGGGAGCAGGGCUACGCGGCCAUUGAAAAACACAUGAAAGAGAGCCACAUCAGCUUGUGUUCCGUGCAGACACGAGAAGUCCUCGGCGAUAUUGAGUCGCUGAUGAACCUCGGGACUUACAUCCAGACGGUACGCUGCACCUCCGACACGCACUGUUUUGUCUUGGACACCAAAAACUUUGAGCGGCUCGUUUCCAACCGGAAGGCCAAUCCAACCACCAUGGACGUCAUGCGCGAGUACGUCAAAAGCAAGCUAGCUACCCGCAUGCGCAUGAAACAAGCGGACCUGAUUCCGUUUCUAGGAUACCUUUUUCAGAAGCUGAAUGAACAGAUGCUACCUCAGGCUAAAAAGGUAGAACCGUUCAAGAUGUCUAAAUCCAUCCCCGGGGCGGAUGAGGAGGUAGCGCACCUGCUGCAAUACUUCCGGGAGGGACAGGAUGUUAUGUUGCUGAAACCAAUUGUGCCAGGAGUCGUUUACUAUAAGGAGCUUAUGCACGAAAAGGCGAAGCUGCGCGCUCAGCAGAAGAUCGCUUCCGGUAAGGCAGGGGACAGCAUCAAGCUCGGAUCAGUGUACAGGACGCGCGUUAAUCGGAAGCCACGUAGUAUCGCGCAGAUUCGGGAAUCCCUUCAACAAAUGAUGGAAGCGGAAGUUAUAGAAAUGGAGACCAAGAAAUUCCGCAAGAAAAAGCCAAAACGCAAGAAGUCUCCCAAAUCUCCUAAAAGCGACCGACACCAUAUCUUCAAUGUCCAAGAAACACCCAGAACGCUCAUAGGCAGCGAGAAGGAGAAACAGGACAAUGGAAAGCCACGCCUUAUGGGAUUAAUGGAGGCUUUGCGAAAAUCUGAGAAAUCCGAUGCCCAGGAGCCAAACUCUCCUGGUUCCGAUCUUCCUCCGCAGCUUAUGGAGUUUAAAGGGGCUGCAGUAGGUUCCGUGGACGCCUCGGAUGCGGAAAAUCAGAGCGAGGCUAGAGGGCGACAGGUUCCGCCAGUGUUUAUCACGGAGGCAUCUAAAGCGGAGAUUCAACUUCCUGCUAUAAGGGAAGAGAAAACCCAAGAAGAGAUUAUCUUGCGCGGCGGCAGUCCUACUAAAACGCCGUCUGCGUUGGACACUAGUAGGUCAAGGUUUGAAAAACCCGCGACCCCAAAAACUCAUCGAACUGAUGCCUCAAAAUCGCCUAGACCGCACAGUAUUAAAGACAAAACAUCCCGGAAGGGUAGUGGUAAAGGUAAUAAAAGGAGUAAAUCAUUAAGCAGCACCCCGACGCCUAAACCUGAUGCCUACAAUACUGAAAGCAGUCCAAACGCUCAAAACGAAUACUCAAAAGACGCAGUCCCGACAUUGCCGUUAUUAACUGGAAGUCAGACUAGUCUAAACCAAGAAGGAGUGACAGCGCGCACGGACGAUACAACCGGAAGUAGUAACAAAUCGCAAGGUUGGCAGACGGCUCUCCGGUUUGUGAACGAAAGGGUGCAGGAUCGACUUACUAAAUCUCUUUUUGAGGAGAAGUCUGCCUACAAGGACUACGAGACAAGCGAAGGCUCCCUGAAACUGCUGGAAAACCGAAUACAGGCCUUCCACAUAAAGUACGGCAUGGGACAACGAACCAAGAAUCUCCCGCCAUUAAAACGAUAUAAGCUCGAUUCGGAAGUCGACCCAAAGCCAGGUGGGCGAGUGAAGGUCAUACGACAGGCAUGUAGAUUUUCCAACGCUGAGUACCUGGUGAAGGACCACAGUCAUAUUAGACACAAAAUGGUAGAUGGGGGUCUAGAGUUCAACCAGCAGGCUUACAGCCAUAGAAAGGAGUCAUUAGCAAGUGUAGGGACAAGGUAAAGAGAAAACAAGCCAUUAUACAACAGAUGCUCAAGGCAGCCAACUAUAGUUGAUUAUGGAAUCAUCUUUUGAUAGUUUUGCUAAUUCAACAAAAAAUGUAUAUAUUCAAUAUACACCAUGAUCAAAAGGUCUCGCGUUUUAGUUUUAUUUGAAGUCUGUUAGAAUAAACAUUGAAUAAACCUCACACGUGAUGUGUAAGCAUGCCACUAUUUUAUUAUUAUACGCUUGGCCAUAAAACAAUGCAAACUACAGGAAGAAUCCCAGUUGCCUAAAAUGUAACCAAGGUCCUGUUGAAUGGUACGAAUAUUAGGGCAAACAAACACCAAUCAAUCGACACAGCAUUGCAAAACAACACACAAUAUACAUUUACCACAAUAUCUUGCUGUAGGGGUUUCCUCCUAGAUGGCUUCACAAUGCAGACGUCAAAUUGGACUAUUGAGUGGACCUUUCGCCGCAUAAAAAUGCGCUGCGCUGUGAUGAUAAAAUGAACAUAAAAUGCGGAUGUGUCGAUUGUUUUAUAGUAUUGAGCUUACCUUAAAAUCAAACAGGUAUUCAUUUAUAAAGUUCUUUCUAAGACUCAAUAUUAUGUAGAUUGAACAUUACAUGUGAAUAAAAAGUGCUAGUAUGGAAAGGAUUGCCCAAUGAAGAGCUUGCAUGUUGCAUGCAUUGUAAUGCAGUAUAUUUAUUGUAUAUAUGUUCUUAUAUAUAUCAUUAUGCUAACCUGUGACGAUUUAACUGUGAUAAUUUCCUUUUUUUAAUAUCCUGCCAUUUUUUUUCAUGUGUAAUGUGCAAUCAGUGAACAGAAUAUGAUAUGUUGUUACAUUGAUACAAGUGUUACAUCAAACUGAAUUAUUACGAUGUAAGAUAAUCUCGCUGAUAUAUUUUGUCUGAUCACAACCUUGUUUGAGAAGUUAUUGUCGUUUUAUAAUAUUUGUUAUAUAUUGUCAUAUGCCAAAUUAUCAUCUUUUUGAAUAGCAUUUCAACCAUAAUGACCAUGAUGCUGCACAUGAUUAUUUUUACCGAUAGAAAGAAAUAUGCUUUGAUGCAUCUUUUUACACAGAGUUAUACAAUUUGAACAACGCCAUUUUCGAAAUGCCGUUUCCUUCGCAUACAAUUUCGCCCGUUUUUUUCUUCUUAAAAAACCUACAAUUAACUGUAAUUUUAUAUCAGUUUUGGGCUUUAAUAAAUCGAACAAUUGUUUGCCACAGUGCAAGUUCGCUAUUUGUUUCACUCCGAUUACACAAAAAGUAACUUCACUUGUGAUAUAUAUAACUUUUUGUGCUCACUCUGUGAAACAUAUUACGAUCUCGCAUCGAAACAAACAAUCAAUUAUCUUCAAUAUUACACGUUUCUUAAAUAUAAAACGUAUAUAUGGUUGAUUUAUAUUCAACAGGGUAAGCACUUGUUGCUCAAUAGCAGCAUCGCUUCUAUAUCUCGAGUAAAUUAACUCGACUUUAAAAGUGAUAAUAUGUUGUUUGCUUGGUUUCAUGUUUUGGUAUUUUUGCUAAUAAAUUGUUAA
This is a messenger RNA of Mya arenaria, 4755 nucleotides long. RefSeq lists its product as uncharacterized. The record is from RefSeq and is a predicted model, not a curated record. The transcript is spliced from 17 exons. Lineage: Eukaryota; Metazoa; Mollusca; Bivalvia; Myida; Myidae. The coding region runs from base 279 to 3236 and encodes 985 amino acids.